This is a messenger RNA of Acanthaster planci (crown-of-thorns starfish), 1912 nucleotides long. RefSeq names its product histone H3, embryonic. The record is from RefSeq and is a predicted model, not a curated record. Gene Ontology annotation, molecular function: structural constituent of chromatin; protein heterodimerization activity; DNA binding. Lineage: Eukaryota; Metazoa; Echinodermata; Asteroidea; Valvatida; Acanthasteridae. Gene Ontology annotation, cellular component: nucleosome.
CUCGGAGUAGUAGCGUUCAACAUGUCUGGAAGAGGAAAGGGAGGCAAGGGACUCGGCAAGGGAGGUGCCAAGCGUCACCGCAAGGUCUUGCGUGACAACAUCCAGGGAAUCACCAAGCCGGCCAUCCGCCGUCUUGCUCGCCGUGGUGGUGUCAAGCGUAUCUCUGGUCUGAUCUACGAGGAGACCCGUGGUGUUCUCAAGGUUUUCUUGGAGAAUGUCAUCCGUGACGCAGUGACCUAUUGCGAACACGCCAAGAGAAAGACCGUCACCGCCAUGGACGUGGUCUACGCCUUGAAACGCCAAGGCCGCACUCUCUACGGAUUCGACCAACGGCCAACAGUGACCGUACAUGUUUGUGUGCAGUAUAUCGCGUGGGCGGGCCCGGCCAGCGAUGAACCUCAGGUUGCGGCAGGUCAUUUUAUGGAAACAAGCUCGCCACAAGAGUUCUUGCGGUCAAAGAUGGCACGUACCAAGCAAACCGCUCGCAAAUCUACUGGUGGAAAGGCACCACGCAAGCAGCUGGCCACCAAGGCAGCCCGCAAGAGCGCCCCAGCCACUGGCGGUGUCAAGAAGCCUCAUCGUUACAGGCCCGGAACCGUGGCUCUCCGUGAGAUCCGUCGCUACCAGAAGAGCACCGAGCUGCUGAUCCGCAAGCUUCCCUUCCAGCGUCUGGUCCGUGAGAUCGCCCAGGAUUUCAAGACUGAGCUGCGCUUCCAGAGCUCUGCCGUCAUGGCCCUGCAAGAGGCCAGCGAAGCCUACCUGGUUGGCCUGUUCGAGGACACCAACCUGUGCGCCAUCCACGCAAAGCGUGUGACCAUCAUGCCGAAGGACAUCCAGCUUGCCCGUCGCAUCCGUGGAGAGCGAGCUUAAAUCGGGACUUAUCCCCUCCAACAACCGGCUCUUUUCAGAGCCACAAAUCUUGAAAGAGCAGAUUCUAUCAGUCUUUAAUUUUAUCAGUGAUUAUAGGGACGUACAUGUACGACUUUUCCUCGCGUAAAUGGCAAAAGUCCAUCUUUAACAUGCGUCUAACAUAGUCCCUGACUUUCUACCAACUCCAGCUGAAAUUGCGCCCAAAAUAAACGAAUUACAUGGAUAUAAUACAUGUAUACAAUAACAGGCCUACCAAGGUGUUUCCAAAAGCGGUAUCCCGUACUGUAGCGCUAGCAGCCGAUGAUUUGCAGGGGUGCGAGAAUUCGGCUUUUUAACUGAUUUUAGGUUUUUCGUUAGAUGUUGACCCUGAAUUUCAGCUCUUUUGUACACCUGGUCUGUACUAAAUAAAGUAUGGGUACCUUUUACAUUCCAACCUUUUGCUAUCUGGUUUAAGUGGCCACUCGCUCCUGAAAAAUCGAAUCAAUUGGUCUGUCGAACAUUUUUUUAAAACUAAUACAAUCAAACCACGUUUAUAAGAGGUCCUUCGGACUUGGCAAAUUACUCUGUUAUGACAGGAACCUUGUAUUAUCAGGUAUAUCUAUACAAGAAAUGAGACGGGGGUAACCCCCUCCCCACAUGUCCAAUCGCUCUACACGCUACAUGUAUUAGACUUUUGUUACCUAUAACCAUGCUAUAACACACACCCCUAGAAAGAUGUCUGAAAAGAACUCUUGUAUUAACAGUACUCUUCUUGAGGUUCGACUAUAUAAUAAGACUUGAUAAGAUCCCUGUUAUUACAAGAAAAAAUUCAGGUCUCAAGUCUGUCUUCCAUUAACAUUGUUUUCCUUAUGAACGAGGUUCGACUGUAUGCAUGUACAUGUAUACAGUACACGCAUCGGUAAAAAAUUUCUCGGCGGAUCUGAGACUUCUCAAAUUUACAAAAUAUACAUGUAUAUUUUUUCCGGUUCUGAAUCUGGAAGGUCAAAGGAUCGGGAUCCAAGCACUAACUUAAAAAAAAACUUUCGCUUUAGUUUUCGAUUGC